Molecule: messenger RNA, 1110 nt
Organism: Eubalaena glacialis (North Atlantic right whale)
Lineage: Eukaryota; Metazoa; Chordata; Mammalia; Artiodactyla; Balaenidae
Product: RAD52 motif-containing protein 1-like
Exons: 7
Coding region: 1-1017 (338 amino acids)
Cellular component (GO): nucleolus
Molecular function (GO): RNA binding
Source: RefSeq, a predicted model, not a curated record
AUGGGAACCACAGAAGCUACCAACGCCACCAUCCGACCGUUAGCGCUCGUGCGCGGCUCGGUGCGCAAGCGGACUGCGCCUGCGCACGCGCGCCUGCGGGCGGGCGUCUGCGCACCGCGUGUGCUGUCGCGCGUCUGCGCAGGGACAUCUGCGCACGCGCGCCUGCAGACGGCCGUCUGCGCAGACAAAACCUUGCGGGUGUGGGAGCUGCGCUCUGAACCCACGGCCGAGGCCCUACAGCAUUCUCUGUUCACAGUCUUCUCCCAGUUUGGCCUUCAGUAUUCGGUCCGAGUCUUCCCAAAUGCAGCAGUGGCCGGUCCUGGGUUCUAUGCCAUCAUCAAAGUUUAUUCAGCAAGGGAUGCCCACGGAGCCCAAAAGGCAUGCGACCAGAAGCAGCUUUUUCAGACAUCUCCAGUGAAGGGUCGUCUCGGCACCAGACAUAAGGUGGUUCGACACAAUACGCUUGCCCUAAACAGCUCCAGAUGCCAAGAAUUGGCAAAUUACUACUUUGGUUUCAAUGGGUGGUCAAAAAGGAUCAUCAAACUUCAGGAUCUUUCUAACCUUGAAGAAAGGGAAAAUGAAGAUAUUGUGACACCACUUCAGAAGCAAAGCCUGAAGUUCUUCUGUGCUUUAGAGGUGGUGUUGCCCUCCCACGAGUGCAGGAGUCCUGGAGUUGGCAUGGCUGAGGAACCUUUGAAUAAGUUGGAGGAAGGGUCAUUAUCAUUCCUUAUGAAAAGGCAGGUUACCCAGAAGCUGGCUAUUCAGAAGGCUGUGACAGAUGCAUUCCGGAAACUGCUGAUUGUGCUUUUAGACCCUUCUACAGAAAACACUACUUCAGAAAACAAUACAGCACAAAAUGUUUCUGAAGAAAUUAUUUCUACAGGAAACUCUACUCUGCCAGGAGGAACCGGCCCUGGAAACACUACCCAUAGGAACGUCUCCACUGCACAUUCUACUGCUGCUGCGGACAAUAGUAUGCCAAGUGUUCGACACACCAACGAAACACAAUGGGAGUAGCACAACACGGGCACUGAAUUAUCCUCUAAGCCCACAGGCUUCACUUUCCCAGGGCUCACAUCCCCGGGUGAUCAAGUUGAAACUCAGCUAAAG